UUUUUUCUGUUUCCAGUUUUGUCCUCUGUUUUACAUUUUUUUACUCCAUUUAACUUUUGUAAAAUGUGAAGCCUGGCCACACAAUUACUUUGCAUCAAUUGGCACUGCCACAAAAGUUGGAGAGUUAAAAGAAUUCAUUUGAAUUUUGAUUAAUUGUUGUUGGGUCAUUCAAAAACAGCUAGGAGCUUUUUGGAGUCUCAAAUAAUGUUAGUUUUACUUUUUUAAUAGCCUUGGGGAUUUUUGCAAUAUUAUGAACAUUUUCUUUACUGGUAGAAGAAAUAAUUUUAUUUGCCUUUAUUUUAAAAUUUUAAUUUGGAUCAAAGUGAGGUUUAGUAAAUUAAUUGCGAUGACAUGGCCCCAUUAGUGUGUGAUUACUGUAGAUGAGCUACCGGAGUAUGUCUUUUAGAAAUGUGAUCUCACAUGUUCGGUGCAAUUUAUGAAUUCUUAAUUACCUGCUCCCUCCGUCUCAAAAUAUAAGAAUGCUUUUUACACUAGUGUAGUGUUAAAAACGUUCUUAUAUUUUGGGACAGAGAGAGUAUUAUUUACAUGAUUGAAUUGAAUCAUCACCUACCAAAGCAAACACGAAACAUAAUCUCGCCAUUUAAUGAGAUUUGGUUUCAAUGAAAGGAAAACAAAUCCAAUGGGUGAGGGUGGUGGGAGGUGAGGUGAAAAAACCAGACGAAAAUAAAAUCGGCGAGGAGAAGCUACCAACUACCGUUUUAAGUGUAGAGAUUGAGCUGACCUUGUUUUUUCUUUUAAAUAUCAUAUUUUCAACUAGCAAUAGAUAUCGGUCAAAGAUGUGAAUCAGACAGGCCUGGGCCUCUAUCUUCCAAACGAUCUCCUUCCAUGAAGAAAAAAAGAUCUCGUCGCAUUUCUGUGCCGAAAAGUAAUCAAUGAAGCGGAGUGUAUUUCUUUCAAUAAAUAAAUAAAUAAAUAAAGCGGAGCGUAUCCCGUAAAGAAAAAAUGUUGCGAAAAGCAGCUUGGCGCGAAUGUUAAAUUUCGGGCGCCAAAAAUCACAACUGAAAUGCCCCUAUAAGAGCGAGACCUGAGAGAAAUCUGAUCUGAUCCUUGAAAGCGAAUUCUCUUGAGAAGUACUAGUACUCCUAUAUGGAACCAUGGGAGAGAAACGGGAGCGAGAGUGCCAAGAAGACGAAGACCACGCCGGCGCCGCCGGUGGCCCCCCUCGGCGAUGAUCUCCUGGGCGAGAUCUUCCUCCGCCUCCCCGACAUGGCGUCGCUUGCCAGCGCCGCCCUCGUCUGCAAGAGCUGGGGCCGAGUAGCCUGCGUCCCGGCCAUCUACCGCCGCUUCCAGUCCCUUCGCAGGCCCCCACUCGUCGGCUUCAUCCUCACCGACCGCAGCGACAUGCCUGUUCCUCACCACUGCCCUAAACUCCGCUUCGUCCCCGCCGAAUCCCGUAAUCCCGAUCUGGUCUCCGCCGCCGUUGACGGCGACUUAUUCUUCGAAGACCUCCCCGCCAUAGAUUCGGACGACGACGGCGAAGGGGAGUACUACGAGGAGUGGCGCCUCCGCGGCUGCGACGGCGGCCUCCUCCUCCUUUCCCGCGGCCGCUAUGCGCUGGAUCUCGCCGCGUAUGACCCCCUCGCGCGGACGGCCGUCUUCUUCCGCCCUCCCCACGCCUGGCGCUAUUCGUCCCACAUCGUCCGCUACUCCAUCUUGGUGGACGAUGCCGACGCCUCGUUCCGGGUCAUCGGCAUGGAGCGGUGGGCCGGCUCACACUCCGCCGUCUUCUCCUCCCGCACCCGCGAGUGGGACAUGAUUGCCUCGUCCGAUACGAACCAUGCAGUGUAUAGCUUUAUACGAUGCUGGAGCGACGGCAUGCCCGCGGGCCGGUACGUGUACUGGCGGUCGGACACCAAGAAGUCCCGGUACUGCAAGGACGACGAGAAGAUCUUGGUGCUGGACAUGGAAGCAAUGGUGUGGUCGGUUAUCAAACCGCCAAUCCCUCCUGGCGAAUCGUACUGUGUCGCAGACAUGGCGGAGCACGGCGGACUCUGCAUUGUGUCCAGCAAAGAGCAGUGCGUGCAGCUCUGGGUCCGUGACAGCAAUGCUGAGUGGAUGCUCAAGAAGGAGGUUUCGUUGCUGAAUGAGUUUGGAUACCUGAAGAAGCUUCGUCUUGAGGAGUGGAUGAAGCGCGUGCGCGUCCUGGCUAUGUGUACAUGGAGUUUUGGUCCAUAAGGAAGCCCCAUUCAUAUCUGCUUGUGCUAAAUCUGAACACCACAAAGCUGGAAUUCUUCUGCAACAAGUCGACCGAGCCUCACAGAGGUCCUGCGUUCCGUUCUUCAUGCGGUCGGCACCUCUGCCUGCUCCAGAUGAUGAUAAGAAAUGAUACAAUUGAGUAGGUCAAGCUGUUACUUCUAGCUUUGACUAGCCGAAGUUGGGUUAACUGGAGCAUAAGAGCGUCAUCCUGAUGUCAGUUUGAAUUGGAAUCACGGAAGCCUAUUGGAUACCCAUCUUUUGUCUUGCAAUCUCAGUUUUCACAUGGAAUGCAGGCAUGGCAGUACAGGCUUGCUCCGACAACAGCUGCUGCUUUAUCUGAAUUUAGUCGUUUUUCACUUAUGUUACCCAUUUCUUGUUUGUUUUAUUCAAACUUCCUAUCUGAACUGAGAUGGUUUUAUUUAAAUUCUGUCGUCUUGUCA
This is a messenger RNA of Aegilops tauschii subsp. strangulata, 2657 nucleotides long. The record is from RefSeq and is a predicted model, not a curated record. Lineage: Eukaryota; Viridiplantae; Streptophyta; Magnoliopsida; Poales; Poaceae.